AUGGUUUCCUCUGGUACUGCAUCAUUACCGAAAAUGGCGUCGAGCACAACAUCUGGUCAGCUGAUGGAUCUUCUUACGCGCCAUAUCCGUGCGAUAUUGGGACAGGACUUUUGGUCUUCUGAAUUUGAUAACACCACUGCAACGGAUUCACUAAAAAAUAAACAUUACACGUUUCUUGAACUUUUUAUGACUGUAAGUGUAUAA
Messenger RNA from Gongylonema pulchrum, 204 nucleotides. NCBI's taxonomy places the organism in Eukaryota, Metazoa, Nematoda, Chromadorea, Rhabditida, Gongylonematidae. The record is from the annotation of a GenBank genome assembly.